AUGUCCAAAGUAUCCGCCGUCUCUCGUGUGUUUGAUCUCGCAGAACUGAAAAAUCAAGUCUUCAUAUUCCUGGACAAGAAGGCAAUAGCAAAAUGUGCCAUUGUAUGUAAAAGCUGGACGAAAGAGGCCCUGUAUCGUUUAUGGCGUGAUUUGGAAUCGAUAUUCCCCUUGCUGCGUCUUCUAGGAGAGUUCGAGGUAGAAGGACGAAUUCUACUCAAUGGAAUGAUGCGCAUGAGGUCGCCUUCUACGGGCCCCGUGCUGACGUUUAACGAGAUUCCCUGCGAACACCGUUGGAUGAGGUUCAACGUUUACGCUUCACUCGUAAGGAAACUCCAGCUUUCGAACUACUCCGAUUACAAGCAUGCGCCUCUCAUUUCUCGCGACCAUCCGGCUUACUUCGGGAGAUCCAUGUUAGAGGUACUCAGCAACGGUGAAAAGUAUCCUCGGCUUCUGCCUAAUCUCGAAAACCUCCAUGUCGACGCGUCCAUCGAUGUCUCUAUAUUUUCUCUGGCGAGUUUAUUGUUCGGAGAACUGAAGAGCUUGGAAUUCGCCGUUGAUAUUAUGCCACGUCACGAAAGGAUUUCUCUAACGCCUCUCAAAUUGUUCUUGAAAGAUGUCCUAGCACUCUCUCCUAACCUUCAGUGCUUUGGCGUCAAGGCUGUUCCGGGCUUGGAAAUACACUGGCAUGGAAAGAGUCUUGAUCACCACGCGGAGCUGGAGUGGAUGAUACAGGAGUUUCUAAUUCAGAUGCCCAACUCGUUGACGGUAGUGAAGGUGAAUAGUACUAUGCUUACCCCCGAUCUUUUCAACAUGCUGUCCACCUUCCCUCGCAUUCAGUCGCUGCAAAACUCCGGUAGGCGCAGUUACUAUGCGCCAAGGAUGUUGACGAUACCUGAAUCGGUUGACGAGAACGCAUUUGCAGCACUCAAUUGUCUAUUCUUGCCUAUUGAAGCGCGGACCGCAGUUCUUACGUUGGCUAGACUGAGUCACAUCUUGGGGCAUCUCACUUCACUCUCUGUCGCGUGUCGCGACUAUGCCACUCCGGAAAAGUGUCAUGACCUCUUCAUUGCGAUAUCACGAUUGUGUCCGGGACUUUCGUCCCUUGAGAUCGUAGCAUGCACGUCUAGGGGCAUCAUCGGAGGAUACGACAGUCCAGACGAAUGGUACGCGGAUAAUAACCUCGUUAGCAGUCGUGAGAAAAGAGCUCGCCUCUUAUCCAUCAAUUUACUUUUGGAGCUUCGUAAUUUGAAGGAACUAACGAUUCUGCUGGACUUCAUCCUUCCUAUUACGGACGAGGAGCUGGACAUAGCACUGUUACGUCGUAGGACACCGCUAGAAGUCCUUCAGCUCUCAUGGAAUCCAAGGCGGCUGGAUUUAGAUCACCCGAACCUGACUUUCGAUGCGAUCUGUAUCGUUGCCCGGCGUUGCCCAAGAAUCAGGAUACUAUCGUUGUUCGUAAUAGUUCCGCAAUGUGGACGAUUCGGCGAAUGGUUCCCUACGUUCAAAUGCCUGGAGGAGUUAAACCUAGGGCUUUCCUAUAUCUCGACUCUGUUAAUCAACCGGACGGCGAUGAAACUCUCAGAACUCUUUCGCGACGUUAUUCCAGAGGUCUCCGUGAGCCAACAUACUGGCGACUUUGAUAAAUGUCAGCUCGAGAAUCUACAUGUCGGUAUUGUGCAAGAGAACUGGAUGAACUGGGAGAAAGUCGUAAAUAUCAUGCACAGGGUUAGGGGUGUGCCAGAUAGGAGUGGGUUGCGUCGGUUUGCACGCUCAGAGCGUCGCGUUGUUGAUCAACUUUGGGGUAGGCGGGUCACUUACGAAGACUGA
Molecule: messenger RNA, 1827 nt
Organism: Fomitiporia mediterranea MF3/22
Lineage: Eukaryota; Fungi; Basidiomycota; Agaricomycetes; Hymenochaetales; Hymenochaetaceae
Exons: 2
Coding region: 1-1827 (608 amino acids)
Molecular function (GO): protein binding
Source: RefSeq, a predicted model, not a curated record